AGGAGAAACAAUUAAUUUUCCAAAUUUAGGGGUUUCUUCUUGCUUGCUUCUGAAGUAAAACCUAUCUAGCCUUUUUUUCUGCAUAAAAGGAGGAAGGAACAAGCAACAAAUUAAUCAGACAGGAAGUGAAUAACCACAGAAGGAUGUCUGCCUCUGACUCAGUGUGUCACAUUUAACGAGAGGCCAGAGCUUGUCCAAAACGGCUGUCCAAAAACGACCCCACGUUUGCGUUAGAAGAUGAUGCCUUUCUCAGGGACGGUUUUCUCUCUCAUAUCUUACUUGCUCCCUGUCUGCCUGUGUCCCUGAUCAUGCCUUCCUGCAGUAUCCUUUAACGGGCUGCCAUAUCAAAGUACCACAGACUGGGUGGCUCGAACAGCAGAAUUUUGUUAUCUCACAUUUCUGGAGGUCGGAAGUCAAAGAUCAAGGUGUCGAUUUGUCAGCCAGACUGCUGAAAACGUAACUAUCCAGGAUGCCCGUACCGCCCCCUCCAGCACCCCCGCCACCGCCCACGUUUUCUCUGGCCAAUACAGAAAAGCCUACCUUGAGUAAGUCAGAGCAGGCUGGGAGAAAUGCUCUUCUCUCUGACAUCAACAAAGGGAAGAAACUAAAGAAGACAGUCACCAAUGACAGAAGUGCACCGAUAUUGGACAAACCUAAAGGAGCUGGUGGUGGUGGCGGAGGCGGCAGUGGGAGUUUUGGAGGGGGUGGACCACCCGGUUUGGGAGGACUGUUCCAGGCUGGGAUGCCAAAGCUGAGAUCCACAGCCAACAGGGAGAGUGAUUCUGGAGGGAGCCGACCCCCGAUUUUGCCACCAGGAGGAAGACCCACAUCUGCCAAACCUUUCUCGCCCCCAAGUGGCCCAGGGAGGUUCCCUGUGCCUUCUCCAGGCCACAGAAGCGGACCUCCAGAACCUCAGAGGAACCGAAUGCCUCCCCCGAGGCCCGACGUGGGCGCGAAGCCUGAUAACAUUCCGCCUCCAGUGCCUAAUACUCCAAGACCCGUUCAGUCAAGUCUGCACAACCGGGGGUCCACCCUAGUGCCCGGGGCCCCCAGGCAGCCCAGCCCCGGGCCGACUCCUCCCCCUCUCCCCGGAAACCGAGGGGCUGCUUUCGGGGGAGGCUCCACCCGCCAGACCCCGUCAGGCUCCUCCUCGCCCUUCUCCAACCGGCCUCCCCUCCCCCCUACCCCGAGCAGGGCCUUGGAUGACAAACCCCCUCCUCCGCCCCCUCCAGUGGGCAGCAGGCCCUCCGUCCACAGGGAGGCCGUCCCCCCGCCUCCCCCUCAGAACAGCAAGCCCCCGGUGCCCUCCACCCCGCGGCCUUCCCCCUCCGCGCAGGCCCCGCCCCCGCCCCCCAGCCGGCCAGGCCCUCCCCCAGUGCCCCCAGGGUCCAGUGGCGGGGGCGGCGGCGACGAAAUCCCGAGGCUCCCACAGCGGAACCUGUCCCUCUCGUCGUCCUCGUCGUCGUCAUCAUCUGCGCCUCCCUUACCUUCACCUGGGCGGUCGGGACCUCUUCCUCCCCCGCCCAGCGAGAGACCCCCUCCUCCAGUGAGGGACCCACCGGGCAGAUCAGGCCCUCUCCCACCACCUCCUCCAAUGAACAGAAAUGGCAGCACAUCUCGGGCCCUGCCUGCCACCCCUCAGUUGCCAUCCAGGAGUGGAACAGACAGUCCCAGAAGUGGGCCCCGGCCUCCUCUUCCUCCCGACAGGCCUGGCACUGGGGUGCCUCCCCCACCUCCACCAUCGACAUCAAUUAGAAACGGCUUCCAAGACUCUUCAUGUGAAGAUGAGUGGGAAAGCAGAUUCUUCUUCCAUCCGAUUUCUGAUUUGCCACCUCCAGAGCCAUAUGUACCAACAACCAAAAGUUAUCCCAGUAAAUUGGCAAGAAAUGAAAGCCGGAGUGGAUCCAACCGAAGAGAAAGGGGUGCCCCACCCCUUCCUCCUAUCCCGAGGUGAUCCUUGCCUGCUCUUCUCCACCCAAGCCCAAGAGCUCCUUCUGCUGUUGCUGUCCAAGUCGCACACCCUCCUUCUCUUGUCUUCCCUUGUCCCCUUCAUGAUGGCAAUAGGGAAGAAGGGAGGUGAUGUGGGAAUGCAUGUGUGCAGGGUGUGUAUGCAGUAAAGAAAUGCACCUCGCUUUUUAUAUUGUGUAUAUUCUUAAAGCUAUUGCUUGCUUCAGCUAUAGCCUGUUGGCUGCUUUGGGGAUCAGUAUAGGCUUUUGUGGCAAGUAGGCAGCAAUGAAUUG
Aethalodelphis obliquidens (Pacific white-sided dolphin) is the source of this 2240-nucleotide messenger RNA. RefSeq names its product WAS/WASL interacting protein family member 1 (gene WIPF1). Bases 470 to 1954 code for a protein of 494 amino acids. Gene Ontology annotation, biological process: actin filament-based movement. The transcript has 9 exons. Gene Ontology annotation, molecular function: actin binding. Gene Ontology annotation, cellular component: actin filament. The record is from RefSeq and is a predicted model, not a curated record. NCBI's taxonomy places the organism in Eukaryota, Metazoa, Chordata, Mammalia, Artiodactyla, Delphinidae.